UCACACAAAUUUCUAGGAGUUAUUAUCGACCAGGAAUUACGAUUCAAGGAACAUGCCGACUACGCUCUAGCGAAGGGAACUAAGUACACGCUAGCCUGCAACAGGAUGAUAAGGCCAACGAAAGAACUUAGAGGAAAAUGGAUGCGAAGACUAUACCAAGGAGUUAUCAUUCCGAAGAUGUUAUACGCUGCUGACAUAUGGUGUGCAGGAAUAUUAGCGAAGGAAAAAAGCAACAAGGCAGGAGGAAGAGGAGCACGCGGCUUCGCUUCACAAAUGGCCAGAGUACAAAGAAUGGCAGCCCUACUCAUCACAGGCGCAAUGCACUCAACUCCAACUGAUCUACUUGACAUCCACGCUAAUAUCAAACCCUUUCAA
Messenger RNA from Suillus discolor, 375 nucleotides. RefSeq lists its product as uncharacterized. Lineage: Eukaryota; Fungi; Basidiomycota; Agaricomycetes; Boletales; Suillaceae. The record is from RefSeq and is a predicted model, not a curated record. The annotation marks the transcript as partial. The transcript has a single exon.